Molecule: messenger RNA, 4423 nt
Organism: Triplophysa dalaica
Lineage: Eukaryota; Metazoa; Chordata; Actinopteri; Cypriniformes; Nemacheilidae
Gene: rbm6
Product: RNA-binding protein 5
Exons: 24
Coding region: 1-3978 (1325 amino acids)
Biological process (GO): mRNA splicing, via spliceosome
Cellular component (GO): nucleus
Molecular function (GO): RNA binding
Source: RefSeq, a predicted model, not a curated record
AUGUUUCUGCCAUAUUCAUAUACAGCGCUUUGUCGGGAAAAUCAGAAAAAUCGUGCGAAAAGAUUGUGGCAAAGAAGCAAAGCAUAUUCUGCACUCGAAACUCGUGCUGAAGGAGAGUUUCAGGAGAGGAGGAACAUCAUGUGGAAUGGUUCAAGAUCUGGUCCACGAGGAGGGAUGCCUUUUCGUGGAGAACCCCAUGGAGGCAUGUUUGAUGGCAGAGAUGGACCGAGACCUGUCUUUAGAGGUCGAGAUGGGAUGAACAUGGACAGACCACCCAUGGACAUGAGGCCGUUUGACUGCCCACCAGACAUGAGGGGACGAGACAUGGGUUUUCUUGACAGAGGAAGAGAGCAACCCCGGGACUUCUUCAGGCCUGGAGAUGAAAUGGACAUGAAUUUCAGAAGACGCUUUGAAAUGGAUCAGAGGAACAACCUCCAGAGCUCUCCAGGAUUUAUGGGGCAGUCAAGGUCCCCCAUGGAUAUGGGCAGAAGAGACAUGCAUGCUGGUAAUAUGAGAGGCCAGGAUGAGGGAUUCAUGAAUAUGAGGGAGAGGUUUCAAAUGGACACUCCUGGGAUCCCCCCUGUGGAUAUUCGAAGAAGGCUGGCCAUGGUUGCUAUGGGUGGAAAUGACAAUUUUGGGGACUUCAGAGAGAGGGAGAGGUCACGGAUGGGCGGCAUAGAUGGAUUCAACAUGGACGUGCCUUCCAGAGAUAGACCAAUGAUGGACUUUGAGAGACGUGGAACUGGUCCUUCACUUCCAAGGGGAAGGUUUGAAUCCGAUAUGGAUAUGAGAAAUGGAAUGGGAGCCUCUGGCGAUUUUAGAGACCAUCCACCUCAGAUAUUUGGAGACAAUGAUGGCAUGCCCAUGGAUGUCAGGGGAAGACCUAAUAUGCCCUUAGAUCAUGGGGGCCCAGAAUCUAUGACUAGAGCCGAAGAGCCAACCAUCAGAGACCGAGAAUUCCCAAAGCCGAUAGGAGAUCCCUUGGGCCUUAGAGGGAGAGAAAGCAAUUCAUCCUCGGAAGAAUGGCGCAGACACGGUAUGAGAGACCAAGACUCUCUUCCAUCAAUGAGCAGAACGUCACCGCAUAUCCCCAGAGAGGUUCAAGAGAUGUUUUUACCUAGCCAUGGAAAAGAUGGAGAACGUUCUCAGUUCAGAGACAGGCAGUCUGGUGGUUUUCAGGAAAAAGACAAAAGCAGUUUUCCUCGCUCAGAAAGAGACUCCAAAUCCCAAAACUGGGACAGAAAUGUUCCUGGUGAUUUCGCAGGCAGAGCUCCAACUCAUGCCAGUCAGAAGCCUCCCGUUCUUCCAUUGGAUCCCGCUGUAAAUGUCCAAAACAGAGAAGGUGAUAAACUCUGGCCAAGUGACAGGGAUAAAAAACAUGACAGAUUUCCUUCUUCAGGGGGAAAACCUCCGUUCUUCCAAGAGAAGAACCCACCCAAUCAAAAGCCUCAUUUUGGAAGCGACCGCGGCUUUAAGGGAUCCGGAGAUGUGGCUUCAGAUCAGGGAGCACAGAGAGAAGGUUUGAUAUCAGGUCUAAAGGAAUCUCAGAAUGGCAGAGCGGAACGACAGGAUCAGGAUUAUAGGGAUAUCGAUUACCGGACCAGUUCAGGGCGAAAAUAUGAGUACAAUCUUGAUGAUCUUCACAUGCCUGAAAAAGUUGAAAAGGAAUCCAAACUGGACCCACUUCAAAGACAAGAUGACUCUGGAUCUCAGGACCAGGAUUACAGGAGUGCUGGUGUCCAGGAUAAAGUCUCAAAAACCAUUGCUAUCUCUGGAAUUCCCAAAACUGCCACAAUGCAACAGAUUCUGAAUGCUUUUGCAGUCCGCGAUGGAGUGCCAAUGCAGGGCAUGAAAAUAAGGAACGUUGUGCCAGGUUACAGCUUCGAUACGGCCUAUGUGGAGUUUUUAAACCUCGAGGAUGCUGUCCACUUCAUGGAGUCCAACCAGGGAUCUGUUAAGGUUGGUGUCAAGACUGCUUUGCUCAAAUAUAUCCAGCCUGACAAAAACGCAAAAGAACAGCACCAUGAACAACAAGCUAAAGCUGCCCCGGUCAGCGAGGGAGGUUUGUUACCGAAUCCGGUCCCAUCAGUGCCACUGAAGGUGGAGGAGAACACCCCUUGCAUUCCUGAUCAGGACCAUGUUUCGCAGAGCGCGUGGCAGAGAAACUCGAAUUUGACUCCUGAAGCGUGGCAACAGCAAGUGGACCAACAACUACAAAAGCAGGAGGCGGAGCAACAAGCUGAAGACCGGACCCAUCAGAGAUCACCACAUCCAAACUCUUCAAUCUUCAAGGAGAGCAAGACAAUGAUCAUUAAGAACAUACUGCCUACCACAACCGUGGAGACCAUUCUGAAAGCACUGGAUCAGUACGCUUACCUCGAUGAGCGUAAUGUCCGUCUGGUUAAAGGGAAAUUACCAGGAUCCAAAUGCUUCUGCUUUGUCGAUAUGGACUCUCAUGAGCACGUAACGCGAUUGGUAGAGCUACUCACAAAUCCCCGGCCUAUCAUGAUCGACGGCGUCAGAGUAUAUGCUGAGGUGGCCAAGCCUUUGAAGAACCAGAACUACAAAAGGGAGAAUGAUAAACCAAAAACAUCUCUGCUGGGUUUCCCUCCAGAUGUUAUGAUGCAACAAUAUUUUCUUCAGCCACCCAACACAGCCGGUGUCGCACCUGCCAUGCAAGGGGGCCCAAUGGGAGUGGACAUCGGCUCAUCUUCAGCUGCAAUGCAGAACUCAAGCAUAACGCAGGGUAUGAUGUAUUCUGAGACACCAGCCUUAACACAGACGAUCCAGACAGCAGAGCACCAGACUACAGCUUUACCUAACCCCCCUCUCUCUGGAUCUGCAGAUUCCUCGGAUACAUAUAGCUAUGGAUCAGAGGAUCCAGAUUUGUCCGCCUUUCUUUAUGAUGCUACUUCUGGCUUCUACUAUGACCCUCAGACUACCUUGUACUAUGAUCCCAAUUCAAGGUAUUUCUACAAUGCUCAGAAUCAGCAGUAUCUGUACUGGGACACGACCUCUAAGAUUUACAUCCCAGUCGAAAGCUCGGAUGAACCGGCCCCUCAUGCUGCCAUUCCCAUGGCAGCUUUUGGUGAGGUUAUGGCCACGACCAUCACAGAGGAGGAAAUACAGACGGCUACAGGGACAAUGUCAGAGCGGGCAGAGGAAGAACCUGCCCCACGGACAGAAAAGAAAGAGAAGGAAAAAGAGGAGAAACCCAAAAGUUUAGCAGCAUUUAAGAUAAUGAAGGACAUGGAGCGCUGGGCGAAGAUUCAGAACAGUAAGAAGGAGAGCGUCCGAUCUCCUUCACCUGUUUUUAAGGCUGGAGAUGACCAUAGGCCCUCCAAGGCCGCUGAUGCAGCGUUUGCCAUCUUUGAAAGAAAGGUCACCGGUGCAGAUGACUUGUUCAAGAAACCUCUCGCCCCUCUAAAGAAAGACGAAAAGGCAUCAAAGAGGCCCAUGGGCUCUCUGGGAAUGUUGGCGGAUGACUAUGCGGCAGGCAGCGACGAUGAGGAAGACGAGAAACACGAGAAGCAGGAUGCCCCUCGGCCCUCCAAGAGCCAGCCGGAGAAGGAGGAGGACAGGUUGACGGACUGGAAGAAGAUGGCAUGUCUUCUGUGCAGGAGGCAGUUUCCUAAUAAAGACUCUCUGAUUCGCCAUCAGCAGCUCUCAGACCUGCACAAGCAAAAUAUGGAGAUUCACCUCAAAAUCAAAAGGUCAAAGAGAGAGCUUGAGGCUUUAGAAAACCAGGAAAAAGAGUUGAAAGUGAAGGAGACAAACAGUCCACCUGAAACAAAAAGAAAAAAGCAGUCACACACAUGGGCCGGCAGCUCAAGGGACACUCAUAAAGGCAGUGAAAGACCCGGUUUAGGUCUUGAAACUACUGAGCGGAAGAAAAAAGAACCUGUCGUCUGGAGUCACGCCACAUACAAACAGGCUGUUCGGAAGGCCAUGUUUGCACGUUUCAAUGAGCUGGACUGACUGUGAAAUUGUUAACAAAGGAAUUUGUGAAUACACACACAGUGGGGAAAAACUGUUGGCAGCUUAUUCCAGGCUUUUCUCUGUGAAGCGAUGUAGAUUCCUGCAAUUUUAUUUUGUGGAUUUGGUGACGUGUGCCUGUGUAAAAUUAAUUUACGUUUUCAAAGCAGCCAAACAUAUGUUUUUCUCUUAUGUGUAAUUUUGUAGCUCUAUUCUUCAGGGCUUUUAAUUUUUUUCCUAAUUUGACAUCGUUUUUUUUUAAUGUAGAGAGUUUGUAAUAUUUCAUUUGUCCAAUGACUUAAGGACCUUAAAUACAAAAACAUUACUGUGGUCAGUCAAUAAACGUCUCAUUGUGGCUGUCGAAGUAGUUUUGUAGUCUUGCUGAUUUUUAUCUUUUGUGUAUUUAACUUGAGGUAUUUUUGCUAAUUAAAUGGAAGUUUUAUUGCUU